ACAUUAAUGAAUGACUGUACCUUUUUCCAUCUUGGGUAGGUAGAUGGCUUUCGGAUCUAGAAAAACACUAGAGUUUUGGGAAGAACAAGCAGGUUUUGAGGCUUUAAAGAAUCAUGAAGUUCGCCAUCAACAUGGAAGAGGACCAUGCAGUAUAUUUAUAUUAGAUACAUCUUUAAGUCUUGGGGAGGAAGGAUUUCAAAAAAUGAAAGAGACAUUUCACACAAUUAUUGAUGAAUACACAAACCAUCCAGACAUCGAUGAAAAUGUAGCUGUCAUAUUAUGUGGAAAACACACCAGAUUUCAACGCUAUUAUUCAAAUCAAUACAUGGAAAUAAAACAAUGCCUAAAUGAAGUUGAAUUUGGAGGACCAACGCCACUGACAGCAGCAUUCAUCUUAGCCACAGCGUGCUUAAGACGUGAAGUAGGACAUACCAAGAGAAUAGGAGACUUUCAUGUUCAUCCAAGAAUAAUUCUUAUUUCGGACGGUAGACCAACUGAUUUAAGUGCUACUGGUGAAGUUGAAGAUUCAUCGGCUUAUGAAACUGAAGAGGAAAAGACUCAGAUGCUUGAUUAUACGAGAGAUGUUGGAAAAGGACAUCCUAUCUUUUGCAUCCCUAUGGGAAGUAGACCUGAUCUGAUAACUCUAGAUUUCAUGUCUGCUCAGUCCAGGGGAGGGAAGAUUGUAUAUCCCGAAGAAGCAAGACAGUUCGCCAAGUAUUCUGAAAAUAUUGUAAGUUAA
This is a messenger RNA of Saccostrea cuccullata (small rock oyster), 739 nucleotides long. RefSeq lists its product as uncharacterized. The record is from RefSeq and is a predicted model, not a curated record. Bases 44 to 739 code for a protein of 231 amino acids. The transcript has 7 exons. NCBI's taxonomy places the organism in Eukaryota, Metazoa, Mollusca, Bivalvia, Ostreida, Ostreidae.